GGCUUUUUCAGUCGCAUUCGCAGUUUUGUGUUGUGUAAAGAGGGUUUUGGGGUCGAGAGAGAGAGAGAAGAGAGAUGGACGACUACACGAGGGAGAUGAUGGACCUGAAAACCCUUGUUACUCGAACGCUUGAGAAGAAGGGCGUUCUCGCCAAGAUCAGGGCUGAGCUUAGGGCAAGUGUGUUUGAAGCUAUUGAGGAUGAGGAUCGGGCAACUGAAAAUGAAGAUGGUGUAUUGCCUGCAUUACUUGGAAGUUGCAAUGACCGUGCCAAGCAACUACAUGCUUCUCCAUCAGGGAGGCUGCUAACGGCACUAAUAUGUGAAUACUUGGACUGGGCCCAACUAGGCCACACUCUUAAAGUUUAUUUGCCCGAGUGUAAUUUGCAAAAGGAUUUCUGGAAAGCUGAAUUGAGAGAUUUUAGUAGCAAAAAUGGUUAUGAUCUAAACAGGAAUGGGGAAAAUGCUCCUCUUCUUUUGGAUGUUCUUGAAGGAUUUUUAAAAUUUGAGAAUUUAUCUCAAACAAGGGGGGCUGGAAGAAGAAUGAUAUCCCCAGAAACCGAGUCUUUAUCCAAUGUGGACCCUAGGAACAUCCGUCGACCAUCGUCAUCAUCUGUUGCUGGUGGUUUGCCACCAUUAGGAAGGCCUGUUCCUGUUUCCCAGGCAUCUGAUCGGAGAACAGGCUCGUCCGUGCCUGGAUUUAGGAAGGAUGAAUGCAGUUGGAGAUAUGACAGUGAUGAACUUUCUGAAGAUGUGAUUCGAGCUUCAAGCGCCUUAGAAAAUAUUCAGCUGGACAGAAAGGCCCGCAAUCUAACCACAUCUUGGCGUAAAGCAGGAGAGAGUGAGCUAGUUAAUGUUUAGUGUGAGCUAGUGCAUGCCUAGUAAGGGGGAGCAGGUGCACAAAGCAGGAGCAGCACAUUGAUUAAAAGGUCUCUCCAACUAAGGCCAUAUGCAUUUUGCUCGUAUAGGUGCAUCAGGGAACACAUCCUGGUGCGUAAGGAACUGUUUAUAUUGAUGAACUUCGUACUUGACACUAUUAUUUGAUCAAAAUCAACUGAAGUACCUGUGACUGGAGAUUUCUUGAUUUUGAGAAAGGGUUCUUGUUAUGUACCUAAAAUGAUAGAAAUGUCCCUGAUUUGACACGGUUGAUUAAAUGCAUCUGAUUCUUGAGAAAUGAAAAUCAUGCUUGGGUUCUCUUCCAAUUGUGAGGUGACCGGAUCAUGCAUGAAACCUUAACAUCUGAUAUGAUCAGCGUUAUAUUAGAAGCAUCCAAAAUCUCCAGUCUCGAUAUCCGCCAAGACUACAUUUUGUGUUCACAGCCUUUUUCUAGGUGGCGAUAUUCAUCCACCAUACAUGUGGUAUACAUGUUUGUCAAUCCACUCCAAAUUGUAUGGUCAAUUGUGGAUAGGGCAGAGCCUACAAAUCACACUGCUUGAAUGAACAUAAUACGGUUGGCUGUGUUGUAUGGUCAGAUUUACCAAACCCCACGAAAUUGUAUUUGUGGAUUCUACAAAAUAUUUUAAUUAACUUUAAAAAUACAUGCUUUAUAAGUAGAAAU
This is a messenger RNA of Magnolia sinica, 1554 nucleotides long. Its product is annotated as protein TONNEAU 1a-like. The transcript has 8 exons. The record is from RefSeq and is a predicted model, not a curated record. Lineage: Eukaryota; Viridiplantae; Streptophyta; Magnoliopsida; Magnoliales; Magnoliaceae. Gene Ontology annotation, molecular function: protein binding. Bases 75 to 857 code for a protein of 260 amino acids.